AUGGCUGCUCGAAGUGCAUGUACUUUUCUGGAAGUAGUAAAUUUCAUUGCUGAAAGUUUUAUUUGGGGUUCAAGGCAAUACAUAUCUCUGUCAAGGGCAUUGGAGGAACAGCUUUCUGAGUGGUUUCAGGAUGGUUCUAUUGAGAUUGAAAGCAAUGAACAACUUCAAGAAUGGUUUGAGGACAAUAAAGACAAGGGGGAAGCUUGCAUUUCUGCUGAAAUAAAAAAUUUUGAAGGACCAUUGCAAUGCUCACCCACUAAGCGCAGGCUUCACCCUACUGUUAGGAGCCUUCCAAGUACUGCUCCUAUUGAUUUGGAUCCUUUCAUAGAUCAAAAACAGUGCACUCAGCCUACUCAGCCUACCAAGAAAGACAAGAAGGUGGAUAGUAAAGUCUCUUAUGAUGUACUGAGUGAUAGCAGUUAUGACUCUGAUUUGGCUGCAUCUUCUGAUUCUGAAUUAGAUACAUUUUCUGACUCUAAUUGCUCUGACAUUGAUUAUGAUCCUUCUCAUGAAAUGUUUGUUGAUGAUGACAAUGAUGAUGAACCUUUUUUCUCUUAUGAUGUUGAUGCUCCAAGUGUUGAUGUUGGUUGUAUUUUCCGUGAUGUGAAGGAGUGCAAAUCUGCGUUGACCCAACAUGCAAUCUUGAAUGACUAUGCUUAUCGUACUGUGAAGAAAGAUCUAGAGCGAUUUAGAGCUAAGUGCUUGAGAGCUAAUGAAACAGGCUGUCAGUGGACUUUCUUUGCAAAUACUAGCAAGGCAGGAAAAUAUGUUGGAUGCAAGGUGAAGCUGAACGGUCCGCCGCACAAUAGCAAGUGUGGUUCAGUGAAUCAUUGUGGUGACACAAUGGCAGGAAAAAACUGGGUUGCUGAUAGGGUUGUUGAGUUCUUACAAGAGGACCCAACAUUGUGUGCUAAGGAGUUGACAAAGAAGCUGAAGGCAAGGUAUGGUUUUGAGGUUCCUUACCAUAUGGUACACAGGGGCAAGGAGAAGGCUCUAGACAUGAUUUUUGGUAAGUGGGAUGACAGUUAUGACUUGCUGCCCACAUAUAGAGUUGAGCUACUAAAAUCAGCCCCAGGAAGCAUUGUUGAGAUGGAUGCUGAAGUUCAUGGAGGCAAUGUCUGUUUUAGGAGAUUCUUUGUGGCACUGAAACCUUGCAUUGAUGGUUUCCUUGAAGGAUGCAGACCCUAUAUUGCUAUAGAUGCUACCCAUUUGACAGGAAGGUCUAGAGGUCAAUUGGCAUCUGCUGUUGCUAUAGAUGGAAAUAAUAGCCUUUUUCCAGUUGCCUAUGGUGUCAUUGAGACUGAAUCCACUGAAAGUUGGACUUGGUUCAUCCAGAACAUGAAGGCUGCUAUUGGUACACCUACAGGUUUGGCUAUCAGCACAGAUGCAUGCAAAGGACUAGGUGAGGCUGUGAAGGAUGUAUACCCAGGUGUUGAACAUAGAGAAUGUAUGAGACAUUUGUGGAAGAAUUUCAAGAAGCAUUACUCUGGUGAUGUGUUCACUUAUAACAUGUGGCCGGCUGCCAAGGCUUGCACUCUAGAGAAGUACAAUUGGCACAUGGCAAGAAUCAUGGAAAAGAGUCCAGCAGCAAUUGCUUACUUGGAUGAGCAUCAUCCAUACUUGUGGACUAGAAGCAAGUUUUCAAAUUACUGCAAGGUAGACUACAUCAAUAAUAAUAUCUCUGAAUCUUUCAACAACUGGAUUAGAAAUUGUAAAGACUUGCAGAUUCUAGAGAUGAUUGAUAUGAUUAGGCAGAAGAUCAUAUCCAAAUUUGAAGUUUGCAGGAAAAUUGCUAUGUCAUUGGAGGGCCCCAUAAUCCCUACAAUAACAAAAGAUCUAAUUGAUGAAAGCAAAGCUAUCAAGGGAUAUGAGGUCUUGAAAUGUGGGAACAACACAGCUGAAGUUACUGCACCAACAUCAUCAGGAUCAGCUUACAGGUAUGCAGUUAAUUUGGAGCAGAAGACAUGCAGUUGUAAGUUGUGGCAAGUGAGUGGAAAGCCAUGUAAACAUGCUCUGGCUUUCAUAGCAAAGAUUAGUAGAGAUGUGCAAAUGGAUGAAUUUGUCCAUGAUUACUACUCUGUUGAGAAGCUGAGAAAGGCAUAUGCACCUGUGUUCAAUCCAAUGCCAUCAAAGCAUUUUUGGCCACGUGUUGAUCCUGGAUACAAAAUCCAUAAACCUAAGUUGAGAAGAAAGCCUGGCAGGCCUAGGAAAAGUAGGAUUAAGGCAUCAGAUGAACCAGGUGCUAGGAAAAGAAAGAGGUGCUCUGAAUGUGGUGAAGAAGGACAUACAGCAAAGAAGUGCCAAGGGGGGCCGACUGCAAGGGAGCAAAAGAUGAGAGCAACACAUGGUAAUGCAUCUGAGGUGGAGAGCAAUGACCCUAAUACUACCGGUUCAUCCAAGUAA
Molecule: messenger RNA, 2403 nt
Organism: Sorghum bicolor (sorghum)
Lineage: Eukaryota; Viridiplantae; Streptophyta; Magnoliopsida; Poales; Poaceae
Exons: 3
Coding region: 1-2403 (800 amino acids)
Biological process (GO): DNA transposition
Molecular function (GO): transposase activity; zinc ion binding; DNA binding
Source: RefSeq, a predicted model, not a curated record